Hypoxylon fragiforme is the source of this 2685-nucleotide messenger RNA. RefSeq names its product FAD-NAD(P)-binding-domain-containing protein. The coding region runs from base 1 to 2685 and encodes 894 amino acids. The transcript has 2 exons. Lineage: Eukaryota; Fungi; Ascomycota; Sordariomycetes; Xylariales; Hypoxylaceae. The record is from RefSeq and is a predicted model, not a curated record.
AUGUCUGCCAUUGGCUACAUCGUCCCUCGCCUCGUCCUGGUGACUCUCAUCAUCAUUGCCCUCGCCGCAAUUGUAAAGGGCGAGCCCACAGCCGCGACGGGCCAGGCGCUGCAAGUUGCAAAUGCAGGUGGCUUCAACGCGGCAUCUAUCGCGCAGAAGAUCUUCAUCGCUAUGCUGAUCUCUAUCACUGGCAUCGUUGUUAUGCUUUCGACCAAAAGACCAAUGCAUAUAGAAAUGUCAAGUCACCGGACUUCAAUAUACACCGACCACGACAACCCAUGCGAGAAGUGCCUGCAGAAAAUAGAAGUCGCCGAUGUCCUCAUCGUCGGCACCGGACCCGCCGGCCUCGCAGUUGCGCAGUCCGUGCUAGACAAAUCCAAGGACGGCUGGUCGCUAGAUAGCCUAGUGAUGGUGGAGGCAGGAGACGAACCCGGCCAGGGGAACACGUACUCCUCGAACACGGACGGCACCAUCCUGAACCGGCGCGACGACACUAUGUCCCUGAUCCACGGCAAACCCAACGACUUCAUAGACUGGAAGAAGAGUAAAAUGUACGAGGAUGGAAAAGGGGGGGACUACAGCGACAGAGAGGUGUACGGCCGAUACCUGCGCGACACGCUGCGGAACAUCAACCAGAAAGCCUGGGACCUCAUCGUGGACUUCCGCUUAAUUCACCGCGAGGCCGUGGAUCUGAGUCGCUGUCAGCUUGGGGGAGAAGACGCCUUCGUGUACAGAGUCGCGUUUCCAGACGGGUGCUCGGUGUAUGCGAAAAAGGUGGUGCUGGCGCUGGGUACCUUUCUGGCAAAAAAGACUACCUACCUCAACGGUGAGCAGAGUAACUUCCCCAGCAACUGGCCCGCGAAAAAGAUCGGCGCGAUUCCAAAUGACGCUGCGGUAGGGGUGGUGGGCACUGGCUCCUCGGCCAUGGACGUAGUGACAAAGCUGUACGAGUGCCAUCACGAGGGGCCGAUAGUAAUGAUGAGUCCCGACGGACGCUUCCCACGCGUGGAGGGCUACCCGCGGAGCUACCCGCUGACCUACACUAUCCACACGCUGGUGCGUGGCUUGGAAAAGGGGGACGUAACCCUGGAGCAGCUGCUCAACCAGCUCGAUCACAUGUUCCUUCGAGCCAACGCCAUGAAUAUACCCCCUCUGGAAACGAACGCACGCGAGAGGAGUAACGUGGUAGUGCGUCAGAAGACAAACGACGAGAUUAGUAGUUUGGCUGCUAGUGGCGUCAGAACGCAGGAUAUCCUCGAUGCACUGAAACCUAUUGCCGAAAGAGUGUGGAACCGCGCGGCGUUGACGGGGAGUACCGAGAUCUUGGAACAGCAUCCGGCCUGGAGGGCGAUAUGCCAGGAGACUAUGCCAUUUUAUGCCGCGGUGGUUCUACUCGACCUCGCUAAAAGAGACAACUUCAAGGUCAUCAAGGACGAGGGCGUCGGCAACAAAAGGGGAACAUUUCUGAUGGGGCAGGAAAGCCGCAUCGGCGUCGACUGCAUCGUGCAGGCUGCGAGACUGGAACACGACAUCAGCGUUAUACAGCUAGAAUCGCCUCUUAUUAGACGAAUGAUCCGGAAAGACCUCGUAGAGCCCGACCAGCUGGGCGGCAUCAAGGUCGGCUUCGCAGACCACAAAGCCGGCCCGGAUCUCUACGCCAUCGGCUCGCUCACUCGUGGAACCUAUCAUUUCGUGGACGAUAUCGGCAGGAUCGCGAAACACGCCUCGCAGAUCGCUGAUGGCCUGGUUGGCCUACCGCCUAGCAAGCCUCUCCAAAUAGCGCUGUUCGUCGACCGCGACCUCUUCUCCACAGUCAUCAUGAUGGACCUCGUGCCCAAGCUUCUCGCCCAGGGCCACAUGCCAUUCGUAUUCCUCAUCGACCCCCCCGACACAUCCAUCUACCUCCCCGACAACGAGAAAUGCUACCACUACUUCGAGUCCACCCUGAUCCCCCACGUCAUCGCCCCGCACCACAAACUCCACGGCGGGCCCCCCCAAGCCGCGCUAAUAACCGCCGCCGCCCCCAACACGUACGGCGUCCUCGUCGAGCACGUCAAAGACCUCAACGACCCCCUCUUCACCCAGCGCCUGCAGCAGCAGCAGCAGCAGCACUCCCUCGACGCCGGCUUCCUCAUCGGGCCCCGCGCCGAAGCCGCAGACACUCUCCGCGCCACCCCGCACCUCCUCCCCCUCCUCUGCCAGGUGAGGCCCGGCCAGCCCCCUCACUACCGCGACCUCCUCAGGCAGGACGGCGGCGCGCAGACGCGCUUCGGCUACAGCCUCACGCUCCUCGACCCGGCGUCCCCGCGCCGCGACCGGCUGAUCGCGCGCCGCGACCGGGGCAUCGCGGGCGCCCCGUGCGCGUGCACGGCGAUGCUCGGGUGCCGCGCGCUCGCCGCGCAGCUGGUCGUCGAGGCGGUGGACUGCGUUUCGCGGGGCAGGGUGCCGGCGGGCGCGUCUGCGGCGCGCGGCGCGGAGAAGAGCAGCAGGGGGAGGAGGAGGAGCGGGGGCGCGUUCAAGCUGGUGGACGUGCCGGCCAUGCUGAGGGAGGUGGUGGAUAUUUUCGCCACGCCGGAGACGAGGGAGGGUUUGCUGCGGGUUGUGCGGGAGGAGCUGAGGUAUUGGGUUGGGGGGAGGGAGGAGGGGGCGCGGGAUGGGCGGGAGGGGAGGGGGCUGUGGAUAUGA